GGCGAAGGAACUUGGAAGCGACGUCGCCACGUCUGGAGAAGGGAGUCCAUGUCGGCUACCUUGUUAGGCUUUUCCAUAGACCUUUCCUAACCCCCCAACAAGAAGAAGAACAACAAAGUAGUGUGCAGGCUUACUCCCCAAGUAAGCGAAAAGUCACAGAAAAAAAACAGGAAAAAAAGUUUCUGAAAAAAGUGCCACAUGAAUCUUUAUACUGGAUGGUGACCCCAAGGGUGUUAACCGGAUGAAGCACCUCUCAAGAUGGCUGAUUGUCACCACAUUGGCAGUACAGGGCGUUUGUGGUCAGGAGAAGAAGGAAGACACCGUGACAGUACAGCUGAAGCAAGGAGCUAUUACAGCCAUGAAAGAAACCCUCAGUGAUGGAGACAGUGACAGAGGCAAUGAUCGAUUCUAUUACAGUAUCAAAGGCAUUCCCUAUGCCCUGGCCCCUGUUGAGGGUUUGAGGUUCAGGGAUCCUGUCCCUCCCACAGGCUGGAAAGGGACGAGAGACGGGAGUGUCUCCCCACCCAAGUGUCCUCAGUUGAGUCCUGAUGCUGUGAAGGAUGGAAAGUUUGUUGUGGAGGGGAACGAAGAUUGUCUUUAUCUUAAUGUGUAUACACCAAGGCCAAACAUUUCUGAUUUACCUGUCAUGGUGUGGAUCCAUGGGGGUGCCUUCAUUUCUGGCGGAGCAGAAGAGUAUGCCCCCCUGGCUCUACUGAGCAAAGAUAUAGUCUUGGUAUCAAUACAGUACCGACUGGGAACGUUAGGAUUCUUCUCAACUGGAGAUAAUGUCAUGCCAGGGAAUCUGGGACUCAAAGACCAAACGUUAGCCCUUGAUUGGGUGAAAAACAACAUUAGAAGACUUGGAGGUGAUCCUUCCAGGAUUACUCUUAUUGGACAAGGUUCUGGCGCAGCCUCUGCCCACUUUCAGAUCCUCACACCAGCAGCAGCAGGCUUGUUUGAUAAAGCAAUUUUACAGUCAGGCUCAGCAUUAAGUCCAUGGGCACUGCGCAAUGACCAUCAAAUAGUGGCCCAUACUGUAGGUUUGAUAUACAACUGUUCUGGAAUAACUGAGGACCCUCCUACUAUAGAGUCAACAAGACUUUUAUACUGUCUUCAGGCAUUGUCUUUAGAUGAUCUAGUUCCUCUACCAUCUUUUUUCACAGUAUGGCAAAAUUCUCCAGUUGUUAUGGUACCAAGAGUAGAUGGAAUGUAUCUACCUGACUAUCCUGCAGUACUUUUGAGAGAUGGAAAAUAUAACAAAGUGAACCUGAUAUCAGGCUAUACUCAGCAUGAAGGAGCACUUGCUGCCAUGCCUUUAUUGCUUAACAAAUCCAUGGCUGAUGCUGUAAUUGAUGACUUCCAAGCAGUUGCUCCUGCAAUGUUGUAUCUUGAAAAUGAGAGCUCUGCUACACAAGUUGCUCAGAACAUUUACCAGUUCUAUCUGGGAAACCAGAAGAUAUCUUUGGACUUGGCAGAUCAAACUGUUCAGAUGCUGAGUGAUGCAAGUGCAAAAGUAACUCAAGAUGAGGUUGCUGCGCUACAUUCGGCCACUGGCUAUGUCUUUGCCUAUGAACUUCAGCAUAGAGGUCAAAAUAGCAUAAUAGAUCUUUACAAUUCCACCACUGGGAAAAAAUGGGUAAGCCAUGCAGAUGAUCUCCAAUACUUAUUCAGUGAAAGUCCAUACUUCCCUCAGCUUGAGAAAACAGAUGACAAACGUGUGCGUGAUUUAAUUACAACCCUGUGGACCAACUUUGCCGCAACUGGAUUCCCAACACCAAAUGGGUCAUUGGGCUUUGCUUGGGUGGCUGUAAGUCCGACGUGUCUUAGAUAUUUGGCCAUUACAACAUAUCCUUUCCUUGCAAAUUAUGACAGAGAUGGGAUCCUGAGGUUUUGGCAAACCCUCCCUCUCCAAAGAAACGUAAUCCUUCAUCCUGAAAGAUUUUCCUUCAGGCCUCCAUUUUUCCAAGUUCCUCCAAGAUUCACUUCAUGCUUUGAAAAUCCGCCAAUGAUUGUAAAAGGAAUAAAUAGGAACAGCGUAUAUCCCAAUUGGCAGCCAUUUCCAGGACAGCAGUACCGCUUGCAAGGACUUAAAAAGAUUCAAGAUAAAAUAGAGCAAAUUUUUGAUAUUUAAGUGUUGUCUGUAAAUUGUUUUACAGUGAUUAUGAACUCUAGAAAAAAGUUUUGUAUCUGUCUUAUGUACUAGUACUAAAUCAUUUUACAGGACCUUGUUAAAUUUAUAGUUUAAUAAUAAAUUUUUUUUUGAAUGGA
This is a messenger RNA of Macrobrachium nipponense, 2268 nucleotides long. RefSeq names its product venom carboxylesterase-6-like. The coding region runs from base 242 to 2131 and encodes 629 amino acids. The transcript is spliced from 13 exons. The record is from RefSeq and is a predicted model, not a curated record. NCBI's taxonomy places the organism in Eukaryota, Metazoa, Arthropoda, Malacostraca, Decapoda, Palaemonidae.